CCAAUUGCAGCGUUCGCCUAGGUCACGUGGUUAGAAACACGGAAGAUAGGAUGGAAGUGAUGUUUAGCUUUUAGUUGAAAACAAGUUUUUCUUAUGUUAUUAUUGUAAUCAUUAUAAAAUUUAUUGUUUUACUUGAGUAAUUAUCCGAGAUGAUACAAGCUUUAAAAAGUGUCAGACACGUCACGACCGGCACGGCGAAGCAAGCAGUUUCAGAGCUCUGUAUACCGGUCCCAUGGGGGGAGAUCAGAGGUAAAGCCUGGGGUCCUGAUCACGGUCGGCCGGUUCUGUGCCUGCAUGGCUGGGCUGACAACUGUGGGACAUUCAACACGCUGCUCCCUCUUCUACCCAAAGACUUCAGGUACGUUGCGGUGGACCUGGUAGGACAUGGCCGCUCAUCCCAUCGCCCUCCUGGGGUCCUGUACGCCUUUCCUUCUUACGUGAUGGACGUGUGCAGAGUAGUUGAUGCCCUGCAAUGGAACAAAUUCUCCAUCAUUGGCCACAGCAUGGGUGGUAAUAUAGCUGGGAUGUUCAGCGCUCUCUAUCCGGAGAUGGUGGAUGCUAUGGUACUUCUGGACUCUUACGGAUUCUUACCAACAGAUUCGAAAGAAAUGCCCAUGGUUUUACGGCAGGGGUUGGAUGAGAUGAUACAGUUUGAAAAGAAAAAAGAAGACAUGAAGACGAGAGUUUACACGUACGAAAAGGCUGUUGAGAGGCUUUUGGUCGGAAACCAAAGUCUGACCGAGGAGUCUGCAAAGAUCCUGCUGGAGCGAGGUCUAGUUGAAGUCGAAGGAGGAGUGGCGUUCUCUAGAGACUUUCGGAUCAACCUGAAAAACAUAGUACGCAUCAGUCUGGAGCAGAGUCUGGAGCUGCAGUCCAGGAUAGAAGCCUCUGUUCUAGUUGUCCUAGCAGAAGGUGGCUUUGAGAAGAUCUUUGCAGAAGCUGAUCAGAAGAAAUUUACAUCAGCUCUUCUUCAGGCCUACAGGGACCGAAGUAACACGGUGGUGAAAGUUCCAGGCGAUCAUCACGUCCACCUAAACAAUCCUGAAGUGGUGGCUCCUCUGGUGUCAGAGUUCCUGCAGAACAAAGCCGUCUCAGCGUCAGGAUCCAAAGAUGUUCACGCUCCUAAGUUAUAGUGAACAGGCUAUAGGACAAACCAUUUCACCGUACUAAUCUUAGGGACGUUUGUGAUUCAACGCUGUCAUUUGUGCGUUUAUAUACUGUAGCUCUGUUUACACUCACCUUGGUGCUUAAAUCAUCCAGCUGUUUCUGGAAGGUUUUGCUUGUGGUGAUGAAUAGGCGUAAAACUUAAGUGUUUGUUUAAAGUAACAUGUUUUGACAUGUUUUUUUUAAAUCAAACUAGAAUCGGUGGUGACAGCUCCUGCUUUAUGAGCAAGUAAGCAAGUUUUUUCAAAAGAAUCAUUUACAUUGAAUGCAUUAAUACAAUGUCUUCCUCUAUACCAAGGGCAAUCUAAGCAUUUUUUUAACAUCAUGGUUGUCAAAAUGUACAUCAAAUAAAGCUGUAAGACUUCUUUUACUUACUUUUUUCACCUUAGUGGCCUGACAUGAUUUUUAUUGCUGUAGUAACGGAGUUAAUAGCAAGUAAUACAAUUUUGUGAACAUUAAAUUAUGUUACUGUUGGAGAGAUGUAAGGUUGUGGAAAAAAUUUACGUUUUCAGUUCAAUUUAGUUCAAUUUCAAUUAAUAAACUGCUUAAUUUUAACUGCAUAAUGUAACUGAGAAAAUAGACUACCCACACCACUUCCUUUAGUUGACAGUGAUGAGUAUUAUCUCAGCUGUCCUUAUAGCAAGGUGUAAUGUCAACUGCAGGGGUUAAAGGGUGUACUCUGUUUUGUUUUUACACGUGUUGCAAUGUCUGAAAGCUGUCAAAGGUUAUGAAUCCAUGAAAUAUUUUUCCUAUUUUAUGUAUACUUGCAGCCCUUAAGUGAAUGUCCCUGCUUUUGUUUCACAUGCUAUAGCCUUUGGGUAUUAGAUGUAUUUAUUUAGGUCUGUUGUUUAAAUCAUCAGGCUGUUUAUGAAAAAUAAUAAUGCCACACACUCAACAUUGCCUAUAUAAAUUGUUGUGUUCCACAAGGUUCAGCCAAGGUCCAUUUUUAUUUCCUUUCUAUUUGCUUCCACCGAUUAGCAUUAUUCAGUCUUUUCUGAUAUUUGUUAUCACCUCUAUGGUGAUGCCUUUCAGAUGUCCUUUUAUUCCUAUAAAGUGUGCAGGCUGUCCACCCUAGUCUGCCAUUUGACAGCCUUUUCUUUUCUUUUUUUUAGGUUAUCCUGUCCAAAAUGCCAGUAUGACUUCAGACCUUUCUCCACCCAAAUUAUAUCCAAGCAUUACUCAAGUUCUUGCUUCCUUUUGCUUAAACAUCAAAUCCGUUAUUUUUGCUUUAAUAGCCUAUUCUUUUUUGGAGAUAGAUCUAAUCUGUUUUGUUUCAUGUUUGUUUAAUUGGGUAAUAAAAUUGUUGCCAGUGA
Fundulus heteroclitus (mummichog) is the source of this 2477-nucleotide messenger RNA. It is a transcript of the gene serhl, whose product is annotated as serine hydrolase like. Bases 150 to 1133 code for a protein of 327 amino acids. The record is from RefSeq and is a predicted model, not a curated record. Lineage: Eukaryota; Metazoa; Chordata; Actinopteri; Cyprinodontiformes; Fundulidae. The transcript has 12 exons.